CAUAGUGUAAGAGUCCCAAAUGUCUCCACUAGGUGUCAGUAAAACACUGUUUUGAGGCGUAAUCCAGUUGGCUUGGCAACGGCUGCUAUCCAUGCUAAAGUGCUGCUGAGCUGUAACAAAACACAAUGCCAGAAGUGAAAUCGACGCUCAGGGAGGUUCUGCCCAAACAAGGCCAGGUGUCCAUGGAAGAGGUCCCAACAAUGGUUCUGUGCAAACCGAAGCUGCUCCCACUCAAAUCUGUCACCCUGGAGAAACUGGAGAAGAUGCAGAUGGAAGCACAAGACGCCAUUCGACAACAGGAGCUUGCAAUGAAGGAGGAGCCCAAGUAGGAUUGUUCAGCAAACCAGUUGCACCCAAUUGACUUCUCAAACACAAAAUGGCAGAAUAGGAUAUUUAUUUUGAACAUGAACAGAAUAUUUGUAACAUUUAGAAAACAGCCUUCACAUGUUUUUAAUAGUAUGGAUCCGUACACAGUACUUUUUGAACACCUGUUUCUUCCCAGAUACAAAAAUAAAAGCCAGAAAGACGACUCGGUGGCCCUUACUUCCAUCUUGUUCACAUUGCACUCUGACAUAUUUGAAUUUCAAAAGUAAAAUGAAAAACAAAUCACAGCAUUGGAAAGAAAGCAGCUUAUUAAAGGGGAUCUGUGUUGUGUAUAAAUCACUGAAAAAGGAAAGGUCGGCAGUGAACUCAAGGGGAGCAAGUACAAAACAGCGUGGAAUGACUGACAUUGGCGGGUGGCACUUUACAGGCUAGCUUAUGUAAAUAUUACAAUGGAAACACUGGAGACAGUCAACUACUUGAGCUUCACUCAAAAGUGCAUAUUUAAGCGCAACUGGCUUUUAAAUCACCAUCGUGGGGAAAGGUUACCCAAAGGUUUUGAAAAAAUAUGCAAGUAAAAAAGUUUCUUCUGACAUAAAAAUAGUCUUUCAGCUUUCAAGUUUAAUGACGCCGCCGUCUCCCUCGCUGAUGAACCUCUUCCGACCUCUG
Synchiropus splendidus (mandarinfish) is the source of this 990-nucleotide messenger RNA. RefSeq names its product BBSome-interacting protein 1. The transcript has 3 exons. The record is from RefSeq and is a predicted model, not a curated record. Lineage: Eukaryota; Metazoa; Chordata; Actinopteri; Syngnathiformes; Callionymidae. Gene Ontology annotation, biological process: cilium assembly; receptor localization to non-motile cilium. Gene Ontology annotation, cellular component: BBSome. Bases 126 to 329 code for a protein of 67 amino acids.